This is a messenger RNA of Drosophila takahashii, 1285 nucleotides long. Its product is annotated as phenoloxidase-activating factor 2-like. Gene Ontology annotation, molecular function: serine-type endopeptidase activity. The record is from RefSeq and is a predicted model, not a curated record. NCBI's taxonomy places the organism in Eukaryota, Metazoa, Arthropoda, Insecta, Diptera, Drosophilidae. Gene Ontology annotation, biological process: proteolysis.
AUUUUCCAACUACAACCACCAGAAACUAUUACCAACCCACAACCACCACCCAAAGGCCCCAAAAUGGAAACCAACCUUAUGACUAUAGUGAAAAUCAGUUCCAAAGGACACUAAAUCCACCUGUGCCCCAAAAUAUAAAGUUAUACGGAACAGCAAACCAAGCUCCGCCCCAAACUAGAACCCCAAAUAGGACACUAGUCAAAGAUUCCCCUGGAAACUACUACCAAUCGACACCCACUCCAAACUUUUACCCAACUACAACCACCAGAAACUAUUACCAAUCCACAACAACCACCCAAAGGCCCCAAAAUGGAAACCAAUUCCCAUUCCCAAAACCCACAGCCUGGGGCCAGCCUGAAAAUCAGUUUCCCAAGGACAACAAAUCAAUCUGUGCCCCAAAAAAAAGUGUUAUUUUCAACCACAGCAGUACAAGCUCCGCUCCAAACUGGAAUACCAAAUCUGCCACCAAUCAAAGACUCUGCUUUAGAUAAUCUUUGUGGCUUGGGCAAUCCCAGUGGUCCUGGUCAAUAUCCCUGGGUGGUGGCUCUAUACAAGCGUGGUAAUUACAUUGGAGGCGGUUCUCUGAUUGCCCCCGGAGUUGUACUAACGGCAGCCCACCUUGUGAUGAAUAUAUCCGCGAAUGAAAUUGUGGUCAGAGCUGGCGAAUGGGACAUGGCUUCCACUUCGGAACAGUUCCGUCAUGAGGAGCGCAGUGUGGUAAGAGUCGAGCCACACGAAGACUUCUCCUUCGAGGCUUCGACUAACAACAUAGCCCUUCUAUAUCUCAAAUCGCCCCUCGAACUGAAGGCCCACAUCCGAACCAUCUGUUUACCAGGAGAGGGAAAGACUUUCGAUCAAAAGAGCUGCCUAAUGGCCGGUUGGGGAAAACGUUCGUUUCAGGAUCCCUACAAUUCGAGUAAACAAAAGUCAGUGGAGAUGCCCAUGGUGAAGAGAGAAGACUGCCAGAAUCAGUUCAGGCGAACUAGGUUGCACCGAAACUUUGAGCUCCACGAAAGCCUAAUUUGCGCCGGCGGGCAGAGGGACAAGGAUGCCUGCACUGCUGAUGAUGGAUCCCCUUUGUUCUGUGCCCUGGAUAACGAUCCCAAUCGCUACGAACAGGCGGGCAUCGUCAGCUUUGGGAUCGGCUGUAGCCAGGCAAAUGUUCCGGGAACCUUCACAAAUGUGGCCAUGUUCAGAGAUUACAUCGAUGAGAAAUUGGCAGGUGGUACUUUCGAGUUGUAGGAAAAAAUUAUAGUUUAAAUAAAAAGCAUACAAAAAAUAACAA